AUGGCCCCUCGCAGCCGAGAGCAGUCCCCAGCCCACAGCAAGACGGCAAGGACCACAGUCCUACCCCUGCAGCGUUCUGUCAACAACCCGAAUGAGUCUGGAAGAGAGCCUCAAGCCACCAAUGAGAGGGAAGGCCUGGCCAACAACUUGAUUUCAGGCAGAACUGUACCUGAGGCUUAUAUGAUGGAGUCCUCUGUUCGCAGACAGGCUGUCUGCUCCUUGACUGUGACAGGGAUCAGAGUCACCGAGGUGGACUGGCAGAGCCUGAAGAAUGGCGUUGCCCACCACACCCAGGAGUACCCCUGCCCUGAGCUGGUGGUACGCAGGGGCCACACGUUCACCUUGGUGCUGGAGCUGAGCAGACCCCUGGAGGACCAGGAGACCAUCAUCUUCACGGUGGAGACAGGACCCCAGGCCUCCGAGGACCGCCACACCAAAGCCGUGUUCCAGAUAUCGGAGCCGGAAGUAGGCAAGACCUGGGCAGCGGUGAAGGAGGCUGAGACGGAGAACACCGUGACCGUCAGCAUCAGCAGCCCUCCCAACGCUGUCAUCGGCCGCUACCUGAUGAGCACCAGGGUCUCCUCUCGCCGAAAACAAAAUGACCGAAAGCUGGGCGAGUUUGUUCUCCUUUUCAACCCAUGGUGCCCAGAGGACGACGUGUUUCUGGCCUCAGAGGAGGAGAGACAGGAGUACGUGCUCAAUGACAGCGGGAUCAUCUUCCGAGGCGUGGAGAAGCACAUCCGAGCCCAGGGCUGGAACUACGGGCAGUUUGAGGAGGACAUUCUGAACAUCUGCCUCUCCAUCCUGGACCGAAGUCCUCUUUACCAAGAUGACCCAGCCAUCGACGUGUCCUGCCGCCAUGACCCCAUCUACGUCACCAGGGCCAUCAGCGCCAUGGUGAACAGCAACAACGACCGGGGAGUGGUUCAAGGCCAGUGGCAGGGCAAGUACGGCGGUGGCACCAGCCCCCUGCACUGGCGUGGCAGCGUGGCCAUUCUGCACAAGUGGUUCAAGGGCAGGUUCAAGCCAGUCAAAUACGGCCAGUGCUGGGUCUUCGCUGGAGUCAUGUGCACAGUCCUCAGGUGCCUGGGGAUCGCGACCCGGGUCGUGUCCAACUUUAACUCGGCCCAUGACACGGACAGGAACCUGAGCGUGGACAAAUAUGUGGACUCCUUCGGGCGGACCCUGGAGGACCUGACAGAAGACAGCAUGUGGAAUUUCCAUGUCUGGAAUGAGAGUUGGUUCGCCCGUCAGGACCUGGGCCCCUCUUACAAUGGCUGGCAGGUUCUGGACGCCACCCCCCAGGAGGAGAGCGAAGGCGUGUUCCGGUGCGGCCCAGCCUCGGUCACCGCCAUCCGCGAGGGGGACGUGCACCUGGCCCACGAUGGCCCCUUUGUGUUUGCGGAGGUCAAUGCGGACUACGUCACCUGGCUGUGGCACGAGGAUGAGAGCCGGGAGCGGGUAUACUCGGACACAAAGAAGAUCGGCAGGUGCAUUAGCACCAAGGCCGUGGGCAGCGACUCCCGUGUGGACAUCACGAGCUUCUACAAGUAUCCGGAAGGAUCCCGGAAGGAGAGGCAGGUGUACCGCAAGGCCGUGAGGAAGCUGUUCAGUGUGGAAGCCUCCGGGAGGAGGAGCCGGGUCCGCAGGGCCGGCGGCCGUGGUCUUUGGCGGGAGGACCUCCUGGAGCCCGCCACCAAGCCCAGCAUCACCGGCAAGUUCAAGAUGCUGGAGCCGCCCAUGCUGGGCCACGACCUGAGACUGGCCCUGUGCUUGGCCAACCUCACCUCCCGGGCCCAGAGGGUCCGAGUCAACCUGAGCGGCGCCACCAUUCUCUACACCCGCAGGCCGGUGGCGGAGAUCCUGCACGAAUCCCAUACCGUACGGCUGGGGCCCGAAGAAGAGAAAAAGAUCCCAAUCACAAUAGCUUACUCUCAGUAUAAGAAAGACCUGACAGAGGACAAGAAGAUACUGUUGGCUGCGAUGUGCUUUGUCACCAAAGGAGAGAAGCUCCUGGUGGAGAAGGACAUCACUCUGGAGGAUGUCAUCACCAUCAAGGUGCUGGGCCCAGCCAUGGUAGGGGUGGCGGUUGUGGUGAAAGUGACGGUGGUCAACCCCCUCCUGGAGACAGUGGAGGAUUGUAUGCUGAUGGUGGAGGGCAGUGGCCUUCUCCAGGGACAGCUCAGCAUUGAUGUGCCCAGCCUGGAGCCUCAGGAGAGGGCCUCGGUCCAGUUCAACAUCACCCCCUCCAAGAGUGGCCCAAGGCAGCUGCAGGUGGACCUCGUCAGCCCCUACUUCCCAGACAUCAAAGGCUUUGUGAUCAUCCACGUGGCCACAGCCAAGUGACUGGCCACCACCAGGGGCUGAGAGGGGAGGAGAUGGCCCCUGGUCCCUCCCUGUCCACCUCUCUGCCUCUCCUGCGUGGGAGCCAGGAGGCCUGGGUUC
Molecule: messenger RNA, 2445 nt
Organism: Panthera uncia (snow leopard)
Lineage: Eukaryota; Metazoa; Chordata; Mammalia; Carnivora; Felidae
Gene: TGM6
Product: transglutaminase 6
Exons: 14
Coding region: 1-2346 (781 amino acids)
Biological process (GO): peptide cross-linking
Molecular function (GO): protein-glutamine gamma-glutamyltransferase activity
Source: RefSeq, a predicted model, not a curated record